AUGAGCGUCUCAGUUGGUCUGUGGGACGCUGAGGCUGGGCUGGCUCGCUUAGGCAGCGGACUGGGCGCCAGCAUGUCGGGCAUCCCAGACUACCUCAAGGUCGACCUCAAGCGCGACGCUCAGGGCAUCGGGCACAAGGCAGAUCUCUUUGGCUUUCACUGGUGGAACCAUGUGUUCAACAGCGCAGCAAGCAAAAUCGUGGUUGAAAGCGAUGGCCUUGACAACGACGAUGGCGAGGUCAACGUCAAGCAGUCCACAACGGAGCGCACCAUGGUGAGCGCCAAACGACCGACCUUGGUCAAAUCGCGAGACACGUUUUACAGCGGGUUUGUCCGCGCCACCGAGGACCUGGCAAAGUUAAAGCGCGGCGCUGACGAUAGCGACAGCAGUGAUAGUGACAGCGACAGUGACAGCGACAGCGACAGUGACAGCGACAGUGACAGCGACAGCGACAGCAGCAGCAGUGACAGCGACGACGACCGCAACGAGCGCAAAAUUGACACUCGGUCGCAAAUGAACGAUGACGACCUUCUCAAAGCUUGCGGCGGCCGCACCGCGCACAAAGCCGCACGGCAUGGUCUUGGUCUGCACGGCAAGUUGACCCGUAUUGAGGAGCAAGAGCGUGCGUUCGCUGAAAAGCUCGCAGCGCAACGUGCGGCAGCCAAAAGCGCCACCAGCUCGCCAGCAUCCUCUGUGCCCGCCUCACCGCUGCCAAAGGCCACCACUCCGCAGAAGCGACGCAGUGAUGAAGAACCGACACUUCCUGCCUCCAAAGCCAGCCGAUUGCAAUCAGACUCGGAUGUCGCGAGCGCCAAGAGCAGCGCCGACCAGCAAGUGCCUCGAGACAAGUCGAGCGGCCCGACCGCCAUGGACAUUGACUCGCAGCUCGAUGAUUCCAGCUCGACGGCCAAGUCCAGCAAAAAGGACAAGGCCAGCAAAACGGACUCAAAGAGCAAGAAACUGCCGGCCGAAGUCGACAUGAAGGCGGACAAGAAGCAAGACAAGAAGGACAAGAAGCAAGAAAAGCAGGAGAAAAAGGAAAAGCAGGAAAAGAAGGACAAGAAGGACAAAGACCGGUCCUCCAAGAAAGACAAGAAGGACAAGAAAUGAAGCUUUGCUUUGACCGGUGGUUUGGAAUACUGCUACAAUAACUAUUUUUUGCCAAAGUCGUCCAAA
Capsaspora owczarzaki ATCC 30864 is the source of this 1176-nucleotide messenger RNA. RefSeq lists its product as hypothetical. The transcript is spliced from 5 exons. The record is from RefSeq and is a predicted model, not a curated record. The coding region runs from base 1 to 1110 and encodes 369 amino acids. Gene Ontology annotation, cellular component: nucleolus. Gene Ontology annotation, biological process: regulation of ribosome biogenesis. NCBI's taxonomy places the organism in Eukaryota, Filasterea, Ministeriida, Capsasporidae.